This is a messenger RNA of Phanerochaete carnosa HHB-10118-sp, 738 nucleotides long. RefSeq lists its product as uncharacterized. The transcript has a single exon. The annotation marks the transcript as partial. The record is from RefSeq and is a predicted model, not a curated record. Lineage: Eukaryota; Fungi; Basidiomycota; Agaricomycetes; Polyporales; Phanerochaetaceae.
CCUGGGCUCUUCCUAGUUAUCCGCUGCUGGGAACGGCUCCCCCUUGAAUUGCACGACAUCAUAUGCGACCUCCUAGUGAUCAUCGCUGAUGACAGUACGAGCUCGAGGCUCUCUCUGGUCUCGAAGGUUUGGUCCCGAAGCUUUCGCCCUCGCCUCUUCAGCUCGCUUCGCUUGAAGAACGAUGAAGACUGCCACACACUCCAUAGUAUACUCCGAUCCCCGCUGUCAUCAUGGCUUGCAGAGUACAUCAUUAAGCUGGAAUUUCUCAUUGAUAACCACUUCCACUAUCCACUCUGUACAGCACUUCUCCGUCUCUUGCCGGCGUGCCGCGCCAUCUGGCAUAGCUUUAAUCAAACCUCUGGGUAUGUGUUACGCAGCGCGGCUCUGAAAAGCUCGUUACGGAACCUCACCUCUCCGGAGCUGUCCAACUGGACCUUUCCAUCAUUCCAAACUCUGCUACGCGUGCUAGCAGACAUCACAUACUUGAAGACCAUCGAGUUUAGCUUGGUCAAAUGGUCGGGCGACAUUCCCACAACAGCCGAUGCUGUAAACAAUCUCUGCUCUGGCUCAUUCAGCCAUGUCCGCAAGAUCCAACAGUUCCGCUGCACAAACAACGCAGCGGUGCCCGCUUGGAUCCUGGCCGCCACGAGUACCCGACACUCAUUCACCCGACGUCGGACUCCAAGGCCUGCGGUUGGCGAAGAAAUGCUGGCCAUCAUCAAGCUCAUUCAGAUGUUC